Molecule: messenger RNA, 3068 nt
Organism: Nematolebias whitei (Rio pearlfish)
Lineage: Eukaryota; Metazoa; Chordata; Actinopteri; Cyprinodontiformes; Rivulidae
Gene: tm9sf1
Product: transmembrane 9 superfamily member 1
Exons: 9
Coding region: 205-1989 (594 amino acids)
Biological process (GO): protein localization to membrane
Cellular component (GO): membrane
Source: RefSeq, a predicted model, not a curated record
UGAACCCGGUGGAUCAUUUAUACUCUGCCUCCAGGAUGUCCGCGGUUCUCCAGUGAGCCUUAACCGGAGGGAGGGGACCGUGUGUCGGGGCCCGAGUCCGAGGAAUCCGGUCGGGUUUAGUCGGUCCUGAAGAAGCGACACGACAGAGAGACUGGGGUUUCACACCGUGGAACCGGACCCCUCCCAGGUGGCUUCCAGGGGACCAUGGCUCUGCUCUGGGUCUUGAUCCUGGGCUUGUUCUCAGGCUGGGCAGCGGGCUACAAGCAGGGGGACAAUGUGACUCUUUAUGUCAACAAAGUGGGUCCUUAUCACAACCCCCAGGAGACGUAUCACUACUACACCUUGCCCGUUUGCAGACCGGAGAAGGUGCACCACAAGUCCCUGAGUCUGGGAGAAGUGCUGGAUGGCGACAGGAUGGCAGAGUCUUUAUAUCAGCUCCGCUUCAAGGAGAACGUGGAGAGGAAAACGCUCUGCCAGCUCACGCUGUCAGAAAAACAGGUGGACGAGCUCCGUGAAGCCAUCGAGGAGCUGUACUACUUUGAGUUUGUCCUGGACGACAUUCCCAUCUGGGGGUUUGUCGGCUACAUCGAGGAGAGCGGCUUCCUGCCUCACAGCCACAAGGUGGGUUUGUGGACUCACCUGGACUUCAACAUCGAGUACAACGGUGACUCUGUGAUCUUCGCCAACGUCUCCGUGAAAGACGUCAAGCCUUUUCCCCUGGAGGAGGGGGCGGGCACGGCAGUGGGCGGAGUGGGAGUGGGCGGGGGCAGCCUGACGGUCACGCACACCUACAGCGUGCGCUGGUACAAGUCCAGCCUGCCUUACGGCCGGAGAGGCGAGCGCCUCCGGGACUACUCCUUCUUCCCCAAAACGCUGGAGAUCCACUGGUUGUCCAUCAUCAACUCGCUGGUGCUGGUGGUGCUGCUGCUCGGCUUCGUCAUCAUCAUCCUCAUGCGGGUGCUGAAGAACGACUUCGCCAGGUAUAACGUGGAGGAGGAGGGCGGCUGUGACGACCUGGAUCAGGGAGAUAACGGCUGGAAAAUCAUCCACACCGAUGUGUUCAGAUUUCCUCCCUUUAAAAGCCUGCUGUGUGCCGUGCUGGGAGUCGGAGCUCAGUUCCUUACGCUCGCCACGGCCAUCAUCAUCAUGGCGCUGCUGGGAAUGUUUAACGUGCACCGCCACGGCGCCAUCAACUCGGCAGCCAUCGUCCUGUACGCCCUGACCAGCUGCGUGUCGGGCUACGUGUCCUGCAGCUUCUACACGCAGAUCAACGGCCAUCGCUGGGUGUGGAACAUCAUCCUCACCUCUUCUCUCUUCUCAGCGCCGCUCUUCAUCACGUGGAGCGUGGUGAACUCUGUUCACUGGUGGAGCGGCUCCACCCAGGCCCUGCCGGCCACCACCGUGCUCCUCCUCCUGGGCGCCUGGGUGCUGGUGGGCUUCCCCCUCACCGUCAUCGGCGGCAUCGUGGGAAAGAACCGAGCCGGCAGCUUCCAGGCGCCGUGCCGCACCCGUAACAUCCCCCGGCAGAUCCCGACGCAGCCCUGGUACAAACACACGGUGGUGCACAUGGCCAUCGGGGGCUUCCUGCCUUUCAGUGCCAUCUCCGUGGAGCUGUACUACAUCUUCGCCACCGUCUGGGGCCGGGAGCACUACACCCUCUACGGCAUCCUGCUGUGCGUCUACGCCAUCCUCCUCUCGGUGGGCGCCUGCAUCUCCGUGGCGCUGACCUACUUCCUCCUGUCAGGCGAGGACUACCGGUGGUGGUGGCGCAGCGUGCUGAGCACCGGCUCCACCGGCCUCUUCAUCUUCGUCUACUCCGUGUUCUACUACCGGAACCGGUCGUCCAUGAGCGGCCCGGUGCAGAGCACCGAGUUCUUCGGGUACUCCCUGCUCACGGCGCUCGUCUUCUCGCUGAUGCUGGGCAGCGUGUCGUUCUGGGCCUCGCUGGCGUUCAUUCGCUACAUCUACCGUAGCUUGAAGAUGGAUUAAAACACGGACGGUGUCCGUUGUCCAACAGGCCUUGAACUCAUCACGGAGCGUCGAUACUAAACGACGCUGCACGGACAAAUGAAGGGCACGUCGGGGCUUUAAUGUGCGUUUAGGGAAAACUGGAUAUUUUGGUGACAGCGAUUUGGGGACGUGUCACACUUCAAGAGUUAAAGGUACUUAAAGGAGACAAAAUCUGCACAUUUUGUUUCUUAUAUUGAUGAUUAAUAUAACCAAUAAUUAAUUAUUUGUUAGUAAUAUUUGAUUUGCCUACAGAAAUAUUAUAAAAUAGGUCAAUUACGACGACGCCCGUUUGGAAUAUUUUUUGGUACGCUCAGAUUUGUGCAGGUAGAAGGCCUUUGUUUACACCGAGUGCAGACCCUCAUUUCAGAACUGCAGAAAUGUAAACAACAAUAAACUUCAUUUAUUUUGCAGCGAGUACCUUUUAAUGAAGUCAUCUGUGCAGGUACGUAUUCAAGGCCGACAUAGAUUUAAGUGUGACGUACGUCAUACGUAACGGCCUGUUCACGUUACUUUUAUCAAGUAAAAAGUUGUUUUGCACAGAGUGUGAAGCCUCCGUGCCCCCCCCAGUGGAAGAUGCCUUGUAGUUGAAGAGUUUUUGUAAAAUGCCGGUAAUGGGAGCAAUAUUGUAACUGCGUUCUACCAUCAGCUUUGAUUCUGGUGUAAGUAGUCUGUUUUUCAAUAAAAGUGCUUUUUAAUAUAAAGACGCCGACUAACCACUCGGAAAUGGUUCCAGUUGAUCUGACCAACAGCAACACGGUAGAAAGAACAACAACCUGCGAAAAUGCAGCGUGAAUGCAUGUUGCUGGAAUUAGCAGAACACACAUUUGCUGAAUUGUGUUUAAAUAAGCAAAAAUUAGCUCAAAGAUUAGGAAAUAAUCUAAUAAAGCUGAGAUUUGCACUCAAAUAGCUUAAACUAGCAAGAGGAAGCAGAGAUGAAAUUAGCAUAAAAACGGCUAAAUAGUGGCUGAUUUGCAGAUAAAAGCAUAAACUGGAAUUAGCAGAAUUUUUUUUAACAAAGUAGCAGAAAUUACCACGAAAAUCUAUAAAUAUUAGCUGAA